ACUGGGAAUAUGCCCGGUUGUAUUAGACUAUUUUCGUCGUGGAGAUAUUAUUUGUGAAGUAUUCCUUGCCUAGCUCUCAACCACUGUUUCCUCCAUAGCUAUUUGUUCUGCAGAACGGUUAGCAAAUAUCCGUUUGGGCGGUGUAACACAAGUCCGUCUGCCUUUGAAGUCGUGUCAAGGCUAUAUAGGUGUUCGUCAUGCGUCUCAACGAUACCCGUUCCGAGUACACUAGUUGCUUAUUAUAUGUCUUACCCUUGACAUCAUGUCUCGUUCUGGGGUGUGGUAGGCACACUUACACCAAUGAUAUAUAUAUACUAAAUAUGCCCGAAUGAUGGUACCGGCACGCCUUGGGUAUAAAGACUGAGAAAUCCACCCAUUUACAUAAAAUUAUCUUAACAAGAAACUAUAUUUAUCAUGGCUAUUUAUCACAUACGGGUCCGGAACUACCAUUGGGCCCAUCAAAAUAUUGUCGUCCAAUCUCCUAUUCUCAAUCUCGACACUUACGCACCAGCACUAAUCGUUCGACCCCUGGAAGGCGUUAAUAUAAAUGAACCUCGGAUCAUCAAUAACGUCUCUGAUCUGAAUGACGAUAUCUUGGAAGACGAGUAUCAGGCUGAGGCACAUGGAGUAUUCAUCUCAACAGACCAUCAGAGAACAGACCACUUCCCCGUCUGGGUAACCGUACAUGGCCACGAAUGCGGGGAGAACAAGGUCCAUGUUGCCAACUUGACGGCAUUUGAAGCCUCUAGCGUUUCCAUAACGGACGUUUGCUGGAUUCCCCGCUUGGAGGCUCCUGAUGGCAGUUUAUAUACGGCCAUCGGUGCCCCACGGAAAACCUUCAGAACGAUACAGGUUCUAGCUAUCAUCCAGCAAUUGGGGAAACCCAGAGAGGCCAGAUUAGUUCUCGUUGACCCGGGCAAACUCGAUAGUUACAAGAAGAUUGGUGACGACCAAAAAAGGAAUAUAUUCGAUAUUCAACAUACAGCUAUCCGAACAAAUUCUAAGCCUUCAGAACCCCUCCUAGACGCCUAUCGCGUAUUUGCUUCUCCCUAUAGGCAUGACUAUGGCCGACUUACAUUGGGAGAAAUCAUAGAAGAGGAUCUUGAGAUUCCUCGAUCCUCCAAUUCCGACUGCGGCUCUCAAGGUCUCUCGGAUAGCUCGGAUGACGAUGAUGAUUCUCUCUAUACCAAACCCAGAUACGUUUCAAUAGUAGACGCUAAGACUCGUCCAUAUGAUUGCGAUUGCAAAUACGCUGAUCUUCUCCCUACGUGCUUCAACCCGCGCCCAAGCCAUCGGCAUCGUACAGAUGACGAGUGCUUUCUCGGAUCGAGCCACAUAAAACACUGUAUAUUCGCGGACCACGCACCAGAUUGUGUCAUCUCCAGUUCAAAGGAGAUCCAUGAACAUUGUAUCCAUGCUCCCCCGUGGGAGGUAAAUCAACCCGACUCGGAGGGGUAUUUCGAGGAAUCUUAUAACGCUGACGCCGACAUCUUGUUCGAAAAGGCGGAAAUGGGCGUAAAUGAUACUCUUAGCCCUACGGAUCCCGAAUCGACUACUACUGACUUACUAUUCAUGGAUUUCUAGGUUUGAGUUGUAUUCACCUGCCGCAACAAGCUAGAUACUAUGGAACGACCCUACGUACCGGGC
Molecule: messenger RNA, 1647 nt
Organism: Daldinia loculata
Lineage: Eukaryota; Fungi; Ascomycota; Sordariomycetes; Xylariales; Hypoxylaceae
Exons: 2
Coding region: 415-1584 (389 amino acids)
Source: RefSeq, a predicted model, not a curated record